GGAAAUUCAAAAAGACAAAACAGUUCCGUCGAGCGUUCACCGAGGAAACGGUUUCGUUCUAUUUUCAACGAUCAAUUCGCGAAACGGCAAUUCGAACAUCGAAUAUCGAUUCUUCCGUUGGAAUUGUUCUAAUUAUGAAUGGAUCGUACUUGACCCUGUUAGUUUGAUGUUCAUCAACAUGUGCGUUUGGAUUCGGAUAGAACCAGUUAUCCUUAGAUAUUGUUCUACUUAGAAUUUUACGACUUGAUUUUGCGACAACGUUUCCUUGAAGAUGUCAAUCAGCGGUUACACGUGCAUAAGAAUAUCUUUUUGCUGGAUAAAUGUAAUAUUUUGGAUUACAGGAUGCGGAUUGCUAGGAGUAGGACUAUGGCUCAGAAUAGCGUAUGAAGGAUACGCAUCUCUCCUGCCGCAAUACGCCCUGCUGAGCGCGGAUUCCCUGGCCAUUGCGUUCGGGACAAUUACAUUCAUAUUUUCGUUUUUCGCAUGUUGCGGUUCCUGGUUCCAAAACCGGUGUAUGUUGAUAACAUAUUUCUGUUUAGUCGUGUUCAUAUUUUUGCUGGAAUUCGUGUUCGGAUCCGUGGCUUUCGUGUUCAGAGAGAGCUUGAAGCACACGUUAAGCGAAGAACUGCAAAAUGGACUUUUGCACCACUACAAUAUGACGUCCCAAGGGCCCAAUAGUUUGGUACAAAUCUGGGAUAACAUUCACGUAAAGUUUGGUUGCUGCGGCGUUAAAAGCUACGAGGAUUGGUACAUGAUAGACGCCUGGCCUGACGAGAAGUGGGUACCGGAUUCCUGCUGUUUGCCGGCGAAUUACGACCUGAAUUGCGGCAAAGUAAGAGACGCCGGCAUCUACACGCAAGGCUGUUAUGCCCAAAUCAACAAUUUUUUCAUCAGAAGACUGGACAUUAUCGGUUUCGUGGGCAUUUUAAUCGCAUUUUUUCAGUUGUACGGUUUAAUAUCGUCUAUGAUACUGUUCUGCACGGUCAAACACAAAAGGUCGUCGAGGACUUACAAGUCUUAUUCGUAGCGAGAAAUUAAAUAGCGACGGUAUUAAAAAUUUAUUGUUAAGGAACGUUCCAAGUACAAAAAUGUAAAGGCUAUAGCUAUAGCGUAGUACAAUAGCUAUAAAUGUUCGCAGAUAAACAUUAUCAGGAUUCUUUGGUACUACUUACAAACGUACGGAAUGUAUACAGGGUGUUGAUGUUUGUCUAUAACGGAGCAGUUAGAUCUACUAUAAUGGUUCAUGUACCUGUAAAAGAAUCUUCGAAUACCGAGGGCUCUCUGAAAUAGAACCACCCUGUAUAUUUUUUAGUAUGUAUGUACUACCUACGAAAGAAACGCCUUAACUGUUCAAAUAUUAUUUAUUCUUGCAUAAAAUAAAUUGAUAGAUUUGUUUCGAAUUAUUUGUAUUGUUUUAAAUUCAGCUCGAGAUAUUUUUUAUCAAUUUGUAUGAAUCCAUAUUUUUUACAUCUGUGAUUAGCAAUCUAGGUUUUCAACAAUUGUAAAUUUUUAAAUAUCCAAAAUGUUCCUGGGUACAAAGAAAAUGUUCUAAAGAAAUAUGUUUAACUUAAAUUUUAUUUAUUUUGGGAAGAUUAUA
Phyllotreta striolata is the source of this 1597-nucleotide messenger RNA. The record is from the annotation of a GenBank genome assembly. NCBI's taxonomy places the organism in Eukaryota, Metazoa, Arthropoda, Insecta, Coleoptera, Chrysomelidae.